UGUGCCUUAGUGGCUAAAUCGUACAUGUCCUACCGUGGUCGGAUAUUACCUGUGUAUUUACCUGUAUGUGUAUACCUAUGUAGUUUAAUGUUGCAUCUAACAUAUAGCUAUUGAGCGAUGUGACGACAGACCGCUGUGUUCUAUAAUAAUAGCGAACGUUUUGAGAGAUGUUGCCUCCAGCUAUUGAAAUUUGAAAAGAAAAAGUGGAUAUUUAUGUGUCUGUAGUUAUGAUUCAUAAAACAACAAUUGGAUAUUUACCCUCCGAUCAGUAUCUCUUGUCAUUGAUGUGGAAAGGCCAGUCAAAUGGUACUCCGUCUAAAUAGGCAGGGGGAAUGGGCUCCAAUACUCGUGGCUCCUUUGGGGACGGUGACCAAACAGAUAUGUCCCCUGACAAAAUCAUUGAAUUUACCAGGAGUCCGAGGAAACCCCCGGAGUUUAAGCCCCGGAGUCACUCCCCCACACGCCUGCCCGGGGGUCUGAGGGUUUCGGUAAUACAGAAGCCCACCCCAAGGUUACGCCCAAGGCUCGAGGAAUCGUUAGCUGGUCUAGCCGAACUCAAAGUCUUGAAGGAGAAACAGCAUAAGAGAAUCCUAGAUGCCAAACUGGCCACAACUGACCACGGUCAGCCACUCGACAUUCUGCAUCUCAGAGACAAAGGCCUGACCGCACAAUGGCAUUCACGUGCUAGCCUCUCUAGUAUAUCCGAAGAAGAUGCGCCAGUUCAACAGAGUAGUGCUGAACACGGAGCUGGAAAUGACGAAAUAUAUUCCAAUGGGAUCGAGGAUGGUUCAUCUCCUAGUCGUUACAGUUACGCCAGCAAUAACAGUCUUGAUUCAGUUGAUAGUGACGUAAGCGUUGAUGAGCAAAGGAAAGAUACAUCGUUAAGUGAUGAUGGAGUUAGACGGAAAUUGUCUUCCUUUCGAGGAUACCAAUCUGUUGAUUUACAAAUGACGUUUCCUGACCCUCGAUAUCUCGACCAACGACGGGCGAGUGUACAGUGUAUUCCACAGUCUACUCCGAUUGACUCCACCUCGUCUGAAAACAAAGCCCACCAACGCGAAAGAAGAGCAAGUUUUCAAUGCGAGGCCGUUUUGACGAAAUCUGCUAACAAAGAAACACAUUCUAAAAUCAUAUCAGAUAUGAAGUUAAAUUAUAACUUUCCGGGUCCCCUUCAAGCCGUCAUGAGACAAUAUGGCAGCUCGUCAAACCUUCUGACGAACAAAUCAUCGCCAAGACUAUCGUCAACGUCAUUAAACACAAACAAAGCAGACGCUAAAAACCACAUGGACGUUUUACGUGCCUGGCAGUUAGAAAAAAGUAAAGGGGCUGCAAUGAACAAACCAGCUUCUUCGUCAAAACAAAUGCCGUCACCAACCAAAAUGCACGGUGUGAGCAACGGUGUUGGACAAGGAACUAGAAUACGAAAAAAUAAGAAAAGCAUUAUAUCAAAAGUGGUUGACGAAGUUCAGAAAGAAAAUACCAAUGAAGACACACUCUGCUCAUCGUCAUUAUCAGAUGAGUGUAUUCGUGAAAACAAAGAGAACAGCUGUAUGGAAGACAAACAGUUACCUCCUAGAGUCUUGAAUCUAAAUAGAAAUCAGGAGGAAAAGACGGGUGUUACCAAGCGGUCUAACAUAAGAGUUUCCAAGGCACUGUCGGGUUCUACAACAAACAUCGACCACAUCCGAGAGCAAAGUUUUACUUCAGACUACUACGGUUCUGUUGAGACCGUUCAUUCCGUCCAGUCACUCCCUGUGUCUCGAGUAUCCCCCCAAUUUAAACAAAGCACUGGUUCCGAGGGAUCGCCUUUCAGGGACCAACACGUGUUCAGUACGAGGCGACAUAGUUUACCGUGUAACAGAACUACACAGCUCUUUUCUUCGCCGUCUAGAACGAGAAGCCGUGUGACCAAUCCAAGACGAGAUGUGAAAGCACGUGAUCUUCAAAAUAAACCGGAAAGUUCUUGUGAACAUAAAAUGUCGAAUUCCUCUGGGAAUCUUUCUUGUGGCGAGGAUGAGGUCUUUGCCAACAUAAAAACAACGACGUCUUUCAAUGUUCAACGUCAACAGACUGCAUUAUCUGGCGCGGAUACGUCUUGUGACUGUUCAAACCUCGUGCUCAAAGAAUCUAUGUCUAGUGAACAAAAACUGCCUGAUCAAAAGAUUAUCGAACACGAGAAAGGACAGAUCUUGUCUCCAUCACCGGAACAUUGUUUAAACAAACGUGUUCCGGAUAACCGCAAUUUACAAAAUACGCAUGCGCGAGUUACCAAAUCGAUACCGGAUGAGGGAUACGUUGAAGCAGUAUCGUCGAGAGAGGGUUCGUAUGAAGACUUAACCGGAAGACAACUUCAAGGAACUGAAAAAUUAACGGACAGUAAUGAGAAAACUAAUUCAGUUGGUCAAAGAGUGUCGAAAACGGAAACCAAGAAUAACGAUAAACGGAAAACAAACAUUGUGAAGAAAACACUUCUUGAAACGUCGCUGUAGUUGAGCUGCUAUACAAUCAAACUUCGUUUUUAGGAGGUGAGAUAUUUGGAAUGUCCAGUCUUUAUCGCUCCCUUGGAAGGUAUCUUGAUUUAUCUGUAUUCCUCUUGGAUACAUAAAACUUUGAUAUACCAAGGCUUUACUGUAAAUGGGUUUGGUUAAAACCUUAUCACAGAUGCACUCAUAAAAUCAUUGAAGUAUUUAACCAAGAGUUACAUUUGAUUAUAGUCUUUGUCCGUCACAAAGUCAAUUCAACAAGAUUUUCUAAGAAGACUUUUUUUAAUGCUUUGCCAAUUUUACGCCGUCUUGUUACAUUAUGCAAUUACCAAAACCAGAUUAGCGUAGACAAACUUGUACACACGAGAAACGCUAAAGAGGAGGCCUUGAGCUAUAAAUAGAUUUUAGAAGCAAUCGCUCUUUUGUUUAAAAAGAAAAACCUGCUUUCAUGUAAUUUCCGUUUGGAGUAGAACUGCCAACAUCAUCAUUGUUUAAAUGAUUACAAUGUCUAAUGAAAACAGCAUUAUGUGUUGAGUGAAGGUUCCCAUAUCGUCAUGCUAACAUCGUGAUGUAAAACUAAGUGUGUCGUACUUUGGAUCUACGCGCUCGUGCUCGCUGCUCGUGCUCGUGCUGCUCGUGCUUGGUACAUGACAAACCACGUUCUUCUGUUGCUGUCUUUAUCAGAUCUCGCAGCAAGUUUCGUUUGACAAAUUAGAGUCAUGUUUUAUCAGCUGGUUAAGUUAUUGUGUGUGCGCUCUCUUCAGCCUGCUGAAUCGCUAUUUGGGGUUGUGGAACAACUUUAGAAUAAAAGCUUCGAAUGAA
Molecule: messenger RNA, 3305 nt
Organism: Mizuhopecten yessoensis (Yesso scallop)
Lineage: Eukaryota; Metazoa; Mollusca; Bivalvia; Pectinida; Pectinidae
Exons: 2
Coding region: 333-2489 (718 amino acids)
Source: RefSeq, a predicted model, not a curated record